AUGGAGAAAGAUUAUGAGGCGUUAAUGAAGACGGAAGAAAGAACCCCAAGAGAACUGAGCAGUUUUGACCCGCGUUUUAUUAUGGCAAAGACGCAAGACAGAGAAAAAACCAUGCAAAAAGUUAGAAUCUUGGAGGAUGAGAUUCAGGAACUCUCCACUUCCUCCAAUUCUGAAACUAUGAAAGUUAGAUUUCACUCUCCUCCAUCAUUCAUGGGGAGGUCUGGGAAGAGAAAGAGAACAAGACUGGAGAAAGCUCAAAGAAUUGAGUUCGAUAAAAAAAAUGGAGAAAGAUUAUCAGGUGUUAAUGAAGACGGAAGAAAGAACCACAAGAGAACUGAGGCAAACGUUAGCAGUUUUGACCCGCGUUUUAUUAUGGCAAAGACGCAAGACAGAGAAAAAACCAUGCAAAAAGUUAGAAUCUUGGAGGAUGAGAUUCAGGAACUCUCCACUUCCUCCAAUUCUGAAACUAUGAAAGUUAGCAGUUUUGACCCGCGUUUUAUUAUGGCAAAGACGCAAGACAGAGAAAAAACCAUGCAAAAAGUUAGAAUCUUGGAGGAUGAGAUUCAGGAACUCUCCACUUCCUCCAAUUCUGAAACUAUGAAAGUUAGAUUUCACUCUCCUCCAUCAUUCAUGGGGAGGUCUGGGAAGAGAAAGAGAACAAGACUGGAGAAAGCUCAAAGAAUUGAGUUCGAUAAAAAAAAUGGAGAAAGAUUAUCAGGUGUUAAUGAAGACGGAAGAAAGAACCACAAGAGAACUGAGGCAAACAUUAGCAGUUUUGACCCGCGUUUUAUUAUGGCAAAGACGCAAGACAGAGAAAAAACCAUGCAAAAAGUUAGAAUCUUGGAGGAUGAGAUUCAGGAACUCUCCACUUCCUCCAAUUCUGAAACUAUGAAAGUUAGCAGUUUUGACCCGCGUUUUAUUAUGGAAAAGACGCAAGACAUAGAAAAAACCACGCAAAAAGUUAGAAUCUUGGAGGAUGAGAUUCAGGAACUCUCCACUUCCCCCAAUUCUGAAACUAUGAAAGUUAGAUAUCACUCUCCUCCAUCAUUCAUGGGGAGGUCUGGGAAGAGAAAGAGAACAAGAUUGGAGAAAGCUCAAAGAAUUGAGUUUGAUAAAAAAAUGGAGAAAGAUUAUGAGGCGUUAAUGAAGACGGAAGAAAGAACCCCAAGAGAACUGAGUUUUGACCCGCGUUUUAUUAUGGCAAAGACGCAAGACAGAGAAAAAACCAUGCAAAAAGUUAGAAUCUUGGAGGAUGAGAUUCAGGAACUCUCCACUUCCUCCAAUUCUGAAACUAUGAAAGUUAGAUUUCACUCUCCUCCAUCAUUCAUGGGGAGGUCUGGGAAGAGAAAGAGAACAAGACUGGAGAAAGCUCAAAGAAUUGAGUUCGAUAAAAAAAAUGGAGAAAGAUUAUCAGGUGUUAAUGAAGACGGAAGAAAGAACCACAAGAGAACUGAGGCAAACAUUAGCAGUUUUGACCCGCGUUUUAUUAUGGAAAAGACGCAAGACAUAGAAAAAACCACGCAAAAAGUUAGAAUCUUGGAGGAUGAGAUUCAGGAACUCUCCACUUCCCCCAAUUCUGAAACUAUGAAAGUUAGAUAUCACUCUCCUCCAUCAUUCAUGGGGAGGUCUGGGAAGAGAAAGAGAACAAGAUUGGAGAAAGCUCAAAGAAUUGAGUUUGAUAAAAAAAUGGAGAAAGAUUAUGAGGCGUUAAUGAAGACGGAAGAAAGAACCCCAAGAGAACUGAGUUUUGACCCGCGUUUUAUUAUGGCAAAGACGCAAGACAGAGAAAAAACCAUGCAAAAAGUUAGAAUCUUGGAGGAUGAGAUUCAGGAACUCUCCACUUCCUCCAAUUCUGAAACUAUGAAAGUUAGAUUUCACUCUCCUCCAUCAUUCAUGGGGAGGUCUGGGAAGAGAAAGAGAACAAGACUGGAGAAAGCUCAAAGAAUUGAGUUCGAUAAAAAAAAUGGAGAAAGAUUAUCAGGUGUUAAUGAAGACGGAAGAAAGAACCACAAGAGAACUGAGGCAAACAUUAGCAGUUUUGACCCGCGUUUUAUUAUGGAAAAGACGCAAGACAUAGAAAAAACCAUGCAAAAAGUUAGAAUCUUGGAGGAUGAGAUUCAGGAACUCUCCACUUCCCCCAAUUCUGAAACUAUGAAAGUUAGUUUUGACCCGCGUUUUAUUAUGGCAAAGACGCAAGACAGAGAAAAAACCAUGCAAAAAGUUAGAAUCUUGGAGGAUGAGAUUCAGGAACUCUCCACUUCCUCCAAUUCUGAAACUAUGAAAGUUAGUUUUGACCCGCGUUUUAUUAUGGAAAAGACGCAAGACAUAGAAAAAACCAUGCAAAAAGUUAGAAUCUUGGAGGAUGAGAUUCAGGAACUCUCCACUUCCCCCAAUUCUGAAACUAUGAAAGUUAGCAGUUUUGACCCGCGUUUUAUUAUGGCAAAGACGCAAGACAGAGAAAAAACCAUGCAAAAAGUUCAGGAAUCCACUUCCUCCAAUUCUGAAACUAUGAAAGUUAGAUAUCACUCUCCUCCAUCAUUCAUGGGGAGGUCUGGGAAGAAAAAGAGAACAAGACUGGAGGAAGCUCAAAGAAUUGAGUUUGAUAAAAAAAUGGAGAAAGAUUAUGAGGCGUUAAUGAAGACGGAAGAAAGAACCACAAGAGAACUGAGCAGUUUUGACCCGCGUUUUAUUAUGGAAAAGACGCAAGACAGAGAAAAAACCAUGCAAAAAGUUAGAAUCUUGGAGGAUGAGAUUCAGGAACUCUCCACUUCCCCCAAUUAA
Molecule: messenger RNA, 2781 nt
Organism: Lathyrus oleraceus (garden pea)
Lineage: Eukaryota; Viridiplantae; Streptophyta; Magnoliopsida; Fabales; Fabaceae
Exons: 21
Coding region: 1-2781 (926 amino acids)
Source: RefSeq, a predicted model, not a curated record